This is a messenger RNA of Corylus avellana, 2909 nucleotides long. NCBI's taxonomy places the organism in Eukaryota, Viridiplantae, Streptophyta, Magnoliopsida, Fagales, Betulaceae. The record is from RefSeq and is a predicted model, not a curated record.
AAAUGAAAUCUUUCCCUCCAGGUAGAGGAGUAGUAAACCCUUAAAACUUUUGACCAGGGAUCCUAACGGCUCGCGGCCAAAAUAUAAUUCUUUGACCCCCACAAACCCUAACGGCCUUCCAUUUACUUUGACUUCCCACUUCACUCCACACAAUUGCUUUCUCUCUCUAUCUCUCUCUCUUUAUAGCCGUUAGAGCCUCUGCCCCUCUCUCUCUCUCUCUCUCUCUCUCUCUCUCUCUGUGUAACAAUGGCGAGCGAGUCUUCGUUUGUUUCAGACACGAACACCAGCGCCGUGAAACUCUCUGUUUCUUCUUCGUUGAAGCGGAAAAGGCCCCCCAAGAUUGAGAUCCCAAGUGUCUUGCAGGAAAUCCAAACGGAUAGGUCCGCAUCCCGAGACUCUGCGCCCCAAGACGACGCCGUAUGCCUCGGUGAAAUAGGCGUUGGGGUUUCCUCCGUCAAAGGCAAGAAGAAAUUCAUGGAAGACACCCACAAGAUCCUUCCUUGCUUACAAGGCAAAUCAAACAAAGGGUUUUUUGGUGUUUAUGAUGGGCAUGGAGGCAAUAAAGCUGCGGAGUUUGUGGCGGAGAAUUUGCACACUAACAUUCUCGAAAUGAUGGAGAAUUGUAAAGAACCUACGGCUAAGGAAGAGGCGGUUAAAUCUGGGUACAUUAAAACAGACCAGGAGUUCCUGAAGCAGGGUUUAGGCAGUGGUGCAUGCUGUGUCACAGCCUUGAUUGAAGGGCAGGAGGUUGUUAUUUCAAACGUGGGAGAUUGCAGGGCUGUUCUUUGUAGACGUGGAGUGGCUGAAGCUCUUACAAGAGAUCAUAGAGUGGAACAGGAAGAUGAACGGAAAAGAAUAGAGGAUAAGGGAGGAUAUGUCGAGAUCCAUCGAGGAGCAUGGAGAGUUCAUGGGGUACUUUCUGUUUCUAGAAGCAUAGGAGAUGCACAUCUGAAGGACUGGGUACUGGCUGAGCCUGAUACAAAGAUCUUAAAGCUGACGCCAGACAUGGAAUUUCUUGUCUUGGCUUCUGAUGGACUGUGGGAAGAGGUUGGGAACCAAGAAGCUGUUGAUACUGUCAAACGAUUAUGUCCAGUUGAAAAGAGAUUGGGACCCUCAAGUGAUCUUCAGAAAGAUAAUGAUGAUGGUUAUGGCUGUGUGAAUGUAAGUCCGACUUCAUCGAAGUUACGCAGGAUUUCACUGGUCAAGCAACCGAAAGGGAUGGGUCAGUCUCCGAGCUAUAACAAAACUGUAAAUAGACGGAAAGGUAUCGAAGAUGACUUUGCGAGUGAAAACGAAAGUCCGCCACCGAAGUCACGAAGAAUAUCAUUGGUCAAGCGAGUAAAUAUGAAAACUGAAUCUCCAUCUAAAGAAAACAUUAGCUAUAAAAGGAGACCUCCGCAUGGUGGACUUGUGGCUGCUUGUAAGGAGCUCGUGAACCUUGCUGUGAGCAGGGGUAGCUUGGAUGACAUCACUGUGAUGAUAAUUGAUCUAAACCACUUCAGAUGUAUUCCUGCUUGCUUUUCAUCCGGUGAGAGCCCAGCUGAUGAUCCAGCAACUGUGAUCAGGUCAGGCCAGAGCGUAUCUAUGUCGGUUUAUCGAACGAAGAUUGCCGGUCAGUGUCGUCUGAUCACCAUUACAUGGUGCAAGGACAUGUUACAACAUGGCCUAUCUGUUUCUGUUCGAGAGCUAGAUGGAGAUGAGCAUCAUCGGUGUAAGGUGGAGCUCAAGCCAUGGUAUUUUUGGAGGAAACAAGGCUCCAAGCACUUUAUGGUUGACGGUAAGACAGUCUAUGUGGUUUGGGACCUUAAAGCUGCAAAGUUUAAUGGCGAGACAGAGCCACAAACAGAUUACUAUGUUGCCAUUGUUUGUGAAGAAGAGGUGGUUUUAGCUGUUGGUGAUCUAAAGAAAGAUGCCUUUCGGAAAACUGGGUGUAGGCCGGCUCUUAUCGAGCCCACGUUGGUUUCAAGGAAGGAACAUUUGUUUGGAAAAAAGAAAUUCUCCACAAGGGCUAAAUUUCAAGAGAAAGGUAACAUCCAUGAGCUCUCAAUUGAGUGCAAAAAUGCUGCUAUCAACAGCGACAACUCCUUAGGUGGGUUUGAUCCACAAAUGGAGAUUAGGAUAGAUGGGAAUCUAGCUAUUCAUAUCAAGCAUCUUCAAUGGAAGUUUAGAGGCAACGAGUCCAUCAGUGUAAGCAAAAUCAAAGUAGAAGUCUAUUGGGAUGUCCAUGACUGGCUCUUCAGCUCUGGUACUAGGCAUGGACUAUUCAUAUUUAGACCAAUUUCAUCAUCUGUAUCUCCAUCUCCAUCUCCAUCAACUCCAUCAUCAUCAUUGACAUCAAUGCAAUAUCUGUCAACUCAGGAAGCGAAUCCAGCUACAAGAGAGGAAGAUAAGGCAUGUGGGUCGUCCAGGUUUUCCUUGUUUUUCUAUGCUUGGAGGGUAGAAUGAUCAAUUUGGCUGACUGGGUCCCGAUCUGGUGAUUACCAUGGUGAUCAUCAACAUCAUAAAAACCAUAGCCAUUGCACAGGAGUUGAACAAGGAGAGAUGCGUGUGCAUGAUGUUCAUACAGAAUUUGGGUGCUAGUGUUUAGAUUGAAUACAAGAGAAAGAGAUUGGAAGCUUGGUGAAUGGUGAGCGACACAAGGGCCCGAAGUGAGUUGGUGCUUAGCUACAGCUGGGAUUGAAUAAUAUGGACAUGAUUAGACAGGCCAGAUUGGAUCACAUAUAUCUUGCCUAAUAGUUGGUAUUGGCAAAAGGUGACUGAAGCACCACCCCCACAACACAACAACAUGUGCAUAUGUGUGUGAUGCAUAUGGGAUAAGCCCCAUGUUUCUUCAUUAAUUUUGUUUAUAAAUGUUAUCCACGAUUGGACGUUUAUAGUUCCCAUUGUUCCUUAAAGCAAUUGAUGUUACC